AUGGUCCCGUCUUCCCUCCCACUCUCGUUUGUGCUUCUGAUCGUGUUCAUGCACCUGCGCCUCUGCCUUGCUGACCUCAAUCCUCGUCAAUCAUGUGGCUCGGGAUAUGAUCUCUGCUCACCUGGCGGCGCUUCCACUAGGGACGUGCCUGAGAUUGGUCCUGGAUUGGCCAGGCUGUACCUCAAUCUAAUCCAAACAGUCGAUCCUCAGCCUGCGCCAGUCCAUGUCAUGCCAUCCGACAGCGAAAUAGCUCCUGCUCAUCGAGCAAGACAAACCCCUGGGAGUCUAUGCUGUGCCGAAACAACACAGUGUCUUCUUGUCCUGAGCUACAACGUUCCAGUGUGCUGGGACAAGUUCACCACCAAUUAUUACCUUCCCGAUGGCUCUUACGGUUCAAUUACCUCUGGAAACUAUACCACUCCCAACGGCGACUGGGCAAACCUGAUCACGGGGAACUACCGGCUGGCGAAUGGACAGACAGGAAAUAUUUACCAGGGUGACACUCUGGAAGAACCCAACACCUCAACAUUGCUGAUGCCAACUCCAUGGACCAGCAAAGGAGUCGGCUCAGCGAUACCAGCCAGCGAGGUGGGAGCUCAACCAACAUCCAAUUUCUCAAGCAUGGCGCCGUUGCCUACCCUCACAACCGGCUCCGCGGGCAGUGCCAGCAGUGACUUGGCCACGAUGACAAUUCUCUCUGGAAGCAAUGUAAUUUUGGGUAGUACGCCAGCGGCAUCGAUCCCAACCACGCCUCCACCACCCAGUAUCACGCCUCCACCACCCAGUAUCACGCCUCCAAUCACCAACAUUGCUUUAGGACGAUGUCUUCGUGGCGUGUAUCACCUGUGGGCGAUGAUAAUGACCUUUGUGACUGUCACACACCUUGUCACACACUGA
Messenger RNA from Fonsecaea multimorphosa CBS 102226, 897 nucleotides. RefSeq lists its product as uncharacterized. The record is from RefSeq and is a predicted model, not a curated record. Bases 1 to 897 code for a protein of 298 amino acids. The transcript is spliced from 3 exons. NCBI's taxonomy places the organism in Eukaryota, Fungi, Ascomycota, Eurotiomycetes, Chaetothyriales, Herpotrichiellaceae.